ACAGUUGGUUUCUUGUAUGCCACGGCCAGCUGUUGAAAACAAGGUCACUACUUUGUCUGUCGAACUUCGUUAACCCUUUUGCCGGCACGCGGACCUCGUUGUUACAUAGACCACAAUCGCCGCUUUGGCUCCUCCGCAUCUCACACAAUGGAUUCUUCCCACCACCGGAUACGGUGCAUGUUAGCAUUUUUCACGAUUUUACUUGCAAGAACGAGCGCUGCCAUCAUCGAUCUACAGUGGGACGUUGCAAGUGACAACACUCGCGGACCUUCACCCGCUGCUCAGCCGGUUAUAACCAUUAAUGGUAAGUUUCCGGGACCUCUUAUCAAUGCCACAACCAACGAUAUUGUCAGAGUAAACGUCUUCAACAAUUUAGACGAACCCAUGCUUUUCACUUGGAAUGGGAUACAACAGAGGCUUAAUUCGUGGCAAGAUGGAGUUUCUGGGACUAAUUGCGCGAUUAAACCAGGCACUAACUGGACUUACGCGUUUGUUGUAAAAGACCAGAUCGGCACUUUCACUUACUUCCCUUCUAUUAACUAUCAAAAGCUUGCCGGAGGCUUCGGACCUAUUAGGGUUAACAACCGUAUCGUCAUCAACGUUCCAUUCCCAAAGCCAGAAGCCGAAUUUGAUCUUCUCAUUGGGGACUGGUCUUUUAACGAUUACAAAGACGUUAGAUCGGGGCUUGGAGCUUCCACUGACGUUCCCGAUAUGAUGUUGAUGAACGGGAAAUCUCCUUAUGGGUAUUCAACAUCAAAACCAUAUGAAUCCUUCACUGUUACAAAAGGGAAAACGUAUCGAUUCAGAGUAUCAAACGUCGGAACCAUAUUGAGUUUCAACUUCAGAAUCGAGAAACACAAAAUGGUUGUAGUGGAAACCGAAGGCUCGUACACCAAACAAAUCACAUUGGACUCGAUUGACGUGCAUGUCGGACAGUCGUAUUCGGUUUUGGUUACAGCAGAUCAAGAUGACUCCGAUUAUUACAUUGUUGCCACUCCGAAGCUCUUCAACACUACAGACGACAGCCCACUUGUCGCUAAAGGAGUCUUGCAUUACACCAAUUCGGGUUCACCCGUUGGCGGGUCUCUCCCACCCGGUCCUGAUCCAUGGGACAUUAACUUUUCUGUCAACCAAGCAAGAUCAAUCAGAUGGAAUUUGACUGCGGGUGCUGCAAGGCCUAACCCACAAGGAACAUUUAAUGUCUCGAAUGUAACUUUAUCAGAGACAAUCAUCCUUCAUGGAUCAGAAGCCAUUAUAAACAGGGUGUAUCGCAAUGUGGUCAACAACGUUUCAUAUAUAAAUCACGUGACACCUUUGAAACUUGCUGAUUAUUACGCUAAUGGGACUGGAGUGUUCCAAGUAGGUCAUUUCCCAAUCGACUCGGUGAAACCAUUCGCAAUGUAUGGCGUUUCUGUGGUGGGUGGGGCUCACAAAGGGUGGCACGAGAUUGUUUUUCAGAACGAGCUAACCCGAAUGGAUUCCUGGCAUUUAGAUGGAUAUGGUUUUUACGUUGUCGGGUUUGGUGAUGGAGAAUGGACCCCCAAAUCACGAGAUACAUAUAACUUGUAUGAUCCGGUGGUCAGGUCCACUGUCCAGGUUUACCCUGGAGGGUGGACAACGGUGUAUGUCUUCCUAGACAACCCUGGAAUGUGGAACUUGAGAUCACAACUCUUGAAACAUUGGUAUUUAGGGCAAGAACUGUAUGUUAGGGUUCAUGAUGAUGAUCCAAACCCUGCAAAAGAAAACCCUCCACCAGAAAACCUCCUUCUAUGUGGAAUAUUCGGUGAGAUAAAAGCACCAAGUGGUGCACCAGAGCCGCAACCGGGAUGGUGAUGAGGCCAUGGCCGUUGUUCAUGUGCAUUUAUCUUGUUUUGAAAUGUAUCAUACAAUAUUCACUACUUUUUUUUAUGAGAAUAAAUAUUGAAGUUACCUUAAUACUUAUUCAAAAAUGGUAAAUUCUCGGUAAUAAUUCUUAUGUUUUUUUUUUUAAUUUCCUGAUGAUAAUAGCCAUAUGAUUAUUGAAAGAGAAAAGUUACAAUUGUUCUAGAUGAAAAGUAUGAAAGCUAAGAACAAAAAAGAGAAGAAUAAAUACUCGCUAAGACGCUAAAUCUUAAUGGGCUAAAAGCUAAAAGGCUCAUAAACAAGUGGGCUAACUACAUAUAGGCUAACAUUCCUCUUCAAACUCACAAUGCCACAACAAUAAACAUUGAGAGUUUGUCACACAAAAAAUGAAACCAGGAUGCCAACAAAGCCUUUGUAAAAAUAUCCGCAAGCUGUAAGGUUGAUGAAACAAACGGAAGGGAUAUGGUUCCGAGCUGAAAGUGAUGACGUGUGAAGUGACAAUCAAUUUCAAUAUGUCACACCCCCAAAUCAGAAUGGCGGAAACGUUCGGGGCGGAGGAUG
Messenger RNA from Lactuca sativa (garden lettuce), 2403 nucleotides. Its product is annotated as monocopper oxidase-like protein SKU5. Gene Ontology annotation, molecular function: oxidoreductase activity; copper ion binding. Gene Ontology annotation, cellular component: plasma membrane. The record is from RefSeq and is a predicted model, not a curated record. NCBI's taxonomy places the organism in Eukaryota, Viridiplantae, Streptophyta, Magnoliopsida, Asterales, Asteraceae.